Molecule: messenger RNA, 519 nt
Organism: Rotaria sp. Silwood2
Lineage: Eukaryota; Metazoa; Rotifera; Eurotatoria; Philodinida; Philodinidae
Source: the annotation of a GenBank genome assembly
AUGGAAAUACUACCAAAUGAAAUUCUUCUUGAUAUAUUUUCUUAUCUUGAAUGGUUCGAUACGUUAACGUGUUUUUGGUCAUUAAAUAUGCGUUUCAAUUCUCUUGUGUGUUUAGCUCUUUCAACAAAUGAUAAUUUAUUAAAUCCUGGUCUUUUUAUUAAACAAGGUUUAUCUUAUAAUAAAUUUUCUUCAAUAUUAUUUCCAUUGAUUUUAAAUUCAUCAUCUCUUUGUUCGUCUAUUCAACGUAUUUAUUUUGAUGGAACAAACUCAAUAACUUGUGAUCUUAUUUAUGAAUUAUUGUUUAAUGAUAAAAAAAUUCUUCGUUUUCCUAAUCUUAAAUCACUUGUUCUCACUCGAUGUGGAUCAAUUGAAGGAAUAGUUGAAAAUUUAUCUUAUCUUAUUGAACAUCAAUUAGAUGAACUUACAUUAACAUUUGAUGAGCACGUAUUCAACCGAUUUUAUUAUAUAAAAAAACAUUUAUCAAUGGUUUCUGAUAAAGGUAAUCAAUCAUUUAUUUGA